Daldinia vernicosa is the source of this 755-nucleotide messenger RNA. RefSeq names its product diaphanous GTPase-binding domain-containing protein. Gene Ontology annotation, biological process: actin filament bundle assembly; barbed-end actin filament capping; mitotic actomyosin contractile ring assembly. Lineage: Eukaryota; Fungi; Ascomycota; Sordariomycetes; Xylariales; Hypoxylaceae. The transcript has 2 exons. The record is from RefSeq and is a predicted model, not a curated record. Gene Ontology annotation, molecular function: small GTPase binding; actin binding. Bases 297 to 755 code for a protein of 152 amino acids. Gene Ontology annotation, cellular component: cell division site; mating projection tip.
GGUCGAAGAUAAUGCGUGCCAUCUCGGGUAACCCCGUCUUGGAGAACGAGCAUGUCAUAAGAGACCCCUGGAGGAGUAGUGUGCAUACUAAUGUAUGUAGGUACUGAAGCAAGUCGCUCAUCAUCAUCGCGUAUUGCCUAUCCAGGGUAAUUUGACUGGGUGUAGCCGGGGGCCUAGGAGGUUUCUAAGAUCGUCAGAUGUCCGGUGCUAUGUACCCCGGGUGAGAGCCGAAGCUAUGUAAUGUGACGGUACGAGAAUGCGGAGACAUGUCACAUGAAGACUGCAGCUGAGAGAGGAUGAGACUACGAGCCUCAAACCCAUGUCUUCCUAUGCAGAGCCUUGUAAUAAUGGACCCGACCCCGACGACAAGGAAGUUCAUGCAUCUUUAUCAACAGGGCAGAGUGCUCGAGCAUUGCGGAUCCGGUGCCUUGACAUGCACCUGCGUAUGUAUGUCAUGUGAAAUACAUCAAGGGCAGGUCGCUCUCACCAACGUCUUGUUGAAGCUCAACCGGAAGAGCGCUGUUGGACCUGCGGCCCCGUCCGACGUAAAAACGAGCGAUAAGAAUCUCGACAAGGAAUACGAUAUUCUAAAGUGCCUAAAGGCCCUACUCAACAACAAAUAUGGCGCUGACGAUGCGCUCGCCCAUCAGCAAGUGGUCGUGGCUCUCGUCACGUCGCUCAUAUCACCGAGGCUUACGACACGAACCUACUGUAUAUCAAACGAGAAGCUCACGAUUCUUACUAUUGACCACUAG